Messenger RNA from Penaeus indicus, 5854 nucleotides. Its product is annotated as peptidyl-prolyl cis-trans isomerase FKBP8-like. Gene Ontology annotation, biological process: negative regulation of apoptotic process; protein folding. Lineage: Eukaryota; Metazoa; Arthropoda; Malacostraca; Decapoda; Penaeidae. Gene Ontology annotation, cellular component: membrane; cytosol; mitochondrial envelope. Gene Ontology annotation, molecular function: peptidyl-prolyl cis-trans isomerase activity; protein binding; protein folding chaperone. The transcript has 9 exons. The coding region runs from base 100 to 1170 and encodes 356 amino acids. The record is from RefSeq and is a predicted model, not a curated record.
AGCCGCGCCAGGCCAUCCGGACAGUUUCAGCUGAUCCAUGUCAACACGUCGUCGCGGAGCUUCUGGAGGGACGCGCGAGGUAGAAGCAGACCUAGAGCCAUGCCUGAGGUAGACCAGAGUAAGGAAGUGAAAGUGGAGAAGGUACAGGAGGUGGAGGUGGAAGGAAAAGUUGAGGAGGUUUCGGAGGAAUGGCUUGAUGUUUUAGGAAGUGGAGACCUCAAAAAGAAGGUGAUAAAACCAGGAAUAAUUGACUCAAGACCAGUAAAAGGUGACACAGUUACAGUCAGAGCAACUGGAAGGCUGGACGAUGGCAAAGAAGUGGAUAUUCACGAUGAACUUACAUUCACAGUUGGAGACAGCGAGGUGGUACUUGGAUUGGACAUGAUUGUGCCUCUGAUGGAUAAGGGAGAAACAGCGGAGGUUUACAUUGGUGCCAGAUUUGCCUACGGUUCAAAAGGGUUGCCUCCAAAUAUCCCACCAGAUACCCCUCUAACCUACACCAUUGAAAUCUUAGACUCGUCCCCUGAUGUGGAGCCCGACUCCUUACCGAUCCCAAAACGGAUGUCUAUAGGGAAUCGUAAGAGGGAGCGUGGCAACUGGUGGUUCAACAGGGAAGAAUAUGCCACCGCUAUUCAGUGUUAUAGUGCAGCUGUUGAUUAUCUAGAUGAUGCGACGGAGGAGUACGGGGAUGAAGUGAGGGAUGAAGUAAAGCCUUUGCUGGUGGAGAGACUGAAGGCCCUCAACAAUAUGGGUGCUGCGCAGAUCAAAGUGGGUGCCUAUGACGUGGCACUGAAGUCACUUGAAGCUGUGUUGAGGUGCCAGCCUAAUAAUGUAAAAGCACUGUUUAGAAAAGGAAAGGCAUUGGGUCUUCAAGGAAAAUUUAAAGACGCUGUCACAAUACUAAAAUCUGCCCUGGAAUUGGAGCCUGAGUCCCGCCUCAUUCACCAAGAACUGGCGAGGGUCCGUGAGAAGGCCAGAGAAGAGGCAGAAUCUGAGAAGAGCUUGUACAGGAAGAUGCUGGGAAUAAAGAAAGAAUAUUUGCAAGAGGACCAGCGGUACCCCGUCAUCAAAACUUUCCCUUGGAGAGAGUGGUUUGCACUGUUUGUUAUGCUGCUAGUACUUCUAAUAGCCUACAAGUACCGAGAUCUGAUAUUGGGUAUCUUCCAGUGAGAGGGGAUAAAGGUAUUGUAUGUAAGUUGGCUGCUAAAGUGGCUUUGUACUUACCAUAUUAUAUAAUAAAAUUUUAGACCUUGUAUUUUUGAAGAUUUAAAUAUUUUUGGUUUUGCUAGUGCAAUAUUACUCAAGCUAUCUGAUGUGGCAAACCAUCAAGGCUUUUUUUUUCCAAUAGGCCAGAGGCUGGUUACAUGUAUGUGCCAUAUUAUUUUUUGUUUACUGUCUGGAAGACAAAAAUUAAUAUUCAUAUUAAUAAUGAAGUAUACCAUUUUUUUUAUAUUUAUUAUUUUUUCUUAAAAUAAAUGAUACUUGUGACACUCUGUAGUAGCCAUUGGUUUGCUUACUGAAGUUAGCAAACCACAUUUUGGGUAGUACUGCCUUAGGGGUCUUCAUGUGCUGUUGCAGUUUGAUAGAUAAAAUAAUUGAAUUAAUGUAUGUAUGGAAUGACAGCAGAUUGAUUCUUUGCAGCUAUAGAAUUACAGUUAAGAAUUAAUUAUAAGUCUUGGUUAUGUGAUGUAGACACAUAUGUUUUUGUAAGUGACUUGCAAAAGAUACAUAUUUUCUGUUCCUAUUGAUUUUGCUAACAUCACAUGACAUUGAUAGAAUAGGCAAUGGUAGAAGACAAAGUGCCAUUAUCAUUUAAUAGGAGUUGAUAGUUUGAACUCCACUCCCUGGUAUGGUGUAAUAUGAACUUAUGCCUCACAAAAUAAAGGUAAUACUCCAAUCCACCCUCUCUUCAUUUUUAAAGAGAACUGACUAAUUACUGACUUACUGCUAUUUGACAGGUAGAUGGUAAAUCUUGCCUCAUGUGUAUUGCAUUAGGUAAUCUUUAUUAAUGUAACCAGGGUGCUAAAUCAUUCACUCUUGAGUUUGAUGAGUAGACUUCAGAUGUGAGAAGGAGGUAUGACAAAGCAGUUGGAUUUUGUUGUUACAUGUACUUGAGAAAUUGAAGACUGGAGUUCUGCAUUCGCUAUUCAUAUUUUGUGACGUUGGAGAAGUAUGUGAAUAUUGAUUUCCAAGAUCAGUAGAGCAUAUACUUGUAAUAACAGCAACUCCAUCCCCAUGACAUACAGUCAAAUUAUUCUAGUUGGUACUGGUAUGUGUUAUAGAAUUUUUACUCUAAUAUUACAAACAGUUUAAAAUAGUAAAAGUCUUUGUAUCUACAGAAGCAAACAGAAUGGUUGCUUUGUCAUUUAAAUACAUUUUAUGGUAAUAUUCAGUACAAUAUACAACAUGCUGUUCAGACUAUAUUGUUCCAAAGUUGGCUGCCAAGUGAGGGUAAAUUUCAUGAAACUGGAGCUAACUUGAAGACAUUAAGAUACAAAAAAAGGAGGGUACCAUGUGUGGAUACAGCUGGGCAGCUACUUGCAUGCUAGAUAAGCCAGUCAGCUGCUGAGACUUGGUGCAGUAGUGGCGGUCUGAAAAUCUUUGCCUGUAUCAUCUCGGAAGAGUGACUUAGGAUUAAACAAUACCGGAAUUUCUCCAUUGUAAUUGGGGACCAUUAUAGCUAGGUCUGUUAUAGCGAUGGUAGACUCAUGGUUUAUGUGAGCAGUCUUUAGUUUUUUUUAAUGUCAGCAGCCAAAUUCCUUUUUUUUUUUUUUUUUUUUUUUUUUUUUUUUUUUUUAGGCUAAGUGUGUAUUAUACACUUAUGUGCAAGUUUUUUAUGAACAUGAUAAUUUAGAGGGACUUAUUAAAAAAAGCUAUAUUAAUAAAGUGAUACUGAUAAAGAAAUAUUAGAUAUCUUUUAUAUUUCAGUAGGAAAGAGAAUAUUUGAAUUAAAAUGAUUAUAUGAAAUAAUGCUAAGAUAGAGGAAACUUAGUUAAUGAAAUGCUUCUUCAGCUCACACACACUGAAUAUUUUUAAAUCUUUAGAUAUUUAUAGGUUUGUACAUUUAGGGUGCCAAAAUGGGGAUAAAAAUAGGUUGUUUGGUAUUUUAUAUAUAUUUGGUCAUGAAGAGAGAGGUUGAAAGAUAGAGAGAGAAAUGUUGAAGAUAGAGAGACAGAGAGGGGUUGAAAAUAAAGAUAGAGAGAGAGGUUGAAAGGUAGAGAGAAAGGGAGGGAGAAGGAGAGAGGGAUGGAGGGAGAGAAUGAGGGAGGGUGAAAGAAAGAAAAGUGUACGGAGAGAGAAUGAUGUAAGGUUCAGUUGACUACACUGAAGGCAGAGACAUUGUAAAAUGAUCAGUAGUGGAUUUUUUUAAAGCAAAUUUUUCCAAAGUUUCCUAUAUCAUGUUGGCAAAAGUUUAUCACAAAACAUUCAUUUUGUAUAACGUUCAUGGAGUGGCAGUGGGACUAGUAAAUCUUAACUCACAAAAGCACACUUUUCUAUGAUUACUCACAAAUCUUAUGCACAGAGAUUUCCUUCACCACUUCCAAUGACUUUUUAAUAAGCAGAUUUCCCCGGUGGUUUCUGGGAUCUCCGUACUAUUUCAAUAAAACAUUGAUUAUGUAAGUAUUUAAGAACUGCAGAGGUUUCCUUUGAUGGAUGAUUGUUUAAAUGAAGGUGCUUUUUAUUUUUUUAUUAUUUAUAUAUUUAUUUAUUUAUUUUUUCUAAAAUAUUUUGUAUCAAGGAUUUCUCAUCAUUUUCUAUUUUUCUUUUGUAUAUCAUCCACAUCUGAAUUGAACAGGUUAUGAAAGUGCCUCCUCUAUAUUAAGACAUGUUUUUUUUUCCAGAAUCUUAAUUGCAAUAAUUGUUAGUACUAAGGUAGAAAGGUAACACAUUUUUCAGAGAUGUCAGUACUAGAUAUAGAAGUAUAUCCGAUCAAAUGUGGAUGGACUUGGUUUUAUCCUAAUCUCCUGAUUUUAUUAAGAGUUAUUUUAUGGAUAGGGAACACAAAAAUAAGUCUGAAUUGGUAGAAUAGGUUUAUAUUUUAGAAGGAUUACUAUGUACUUGAAAAAGAAUAUCCUAUUUAUAUGGUUUUGAAAUAUAUUUAGAUGUAGAUAAAAAGUCUUCAUGUUGUCUCUAUACAUUGUGAACAUUAGUGCCUAAUAUUUACUCUGAUAACAGGGAAACAAAAAACAAACAUGCACACGCAUGCACACACCCGCGCACACACACACACACCCGCGCACACACACACACACAUGUGCACACACACACGCACACACACACCCCAAUUAACAAGUAAAAUACUCUGCAGGAAAGUCUUAUGUAGCUACUAUAUUAUAGACUAUAUUCCAUCCUAUACAAAGUUUGUAUCAUAAGGAUGUACUUUCCAUUUACUCUUGUACUUGUGGAUAUAUAUGCAGUUUUGUGAUAGCAGUGAGAAAUGUUCAUGCUUCCUGUAGGAUUUCUCACAUCAACAUGGACAGGACUUGUAGAUUAUUCAGUAAAUGUUUUUGGUUUUGUAGGCAUCAUAGUUACUCAAUCCAGUACCUUCCCUCCAUGUAGAAUGUUAUUAUAGUCACUGAAAGUUGUUUAGAAAGUUACAAACCGACUUUGUACUGCACAAAUAGGGUAGUUAUGUUAAUGGAGUUUUCAGAGUGUUUUUCCCCUUUUUUGAAUUACAUUUUAGGUAAUGAGAGAAAUUCUGCAUAGUCUUUGUAUGGUAAUUAAGUAGGCUGAUCUGUGUAUGUGUGGUUUGUUUCGUUUUGUAUUUUCAUAUUUUUUUUCCUAAAUGUACAGCAGUGCUAUUCAGGAUGCCAAAGGAAGUUUUGCAAUGGGUAGAGAGUUUGGCUUAAAUCAAAUACCUUAUUGCUUGCUUUUUUUUUCUUUUUUCUUUUUUUUUUAUGUAAUAUUGGUUCUCUCUGGCUCUUGUGUUGUAAAAGGAUAUUGCCCUUGACUUAUUACUUGCCAUUUUUGUAAUAUUUAUACACAUUUGCUGGAGCAGUACUGGCAUUGUUCAGUUCUUCGGUGACCAUGGGAACAGCCUGAGUUCUAGAGGUACCUGUUAUUGUGUUUAGUGUCUUUGACCAUAAUACUAAAUUUAUUCACCAACUAAUAAUACCUUCCUUCUGUGUUACUCAAAACAGUGUAAUAUUUACUAUAAUAAUUUUGAGUUGCAUUUCUGUUUCUACAAAGUAUCUAGAGUUUUUUUGAUCACAGGGUUUUGUUGAUUUGUUGUUGAUUACAUCUUGGAUACUGUAUAAACAUGUAUGGCAUCUCCUUUCUUGUAAUACUAUGGAUCUCAAAGCCUUUUCCUCAGGUGACUCACACAUGUCUAUUUACACUUUAUUGUGGACAGUUGGCCUUUUGCUUUAACUUUGUAAUCACUUCAUCCUCUCCGCAUCACACAGAUGGAGGAGGACAGGCUGUUCAUAAUGUUUAAGUCCAUGCCAGAUAUUAACUGAAUGUGGAUUAUAGAUGCAUGAUUUCUUGCUUCAUUAAAGGGAAAAUGGAAGGUAAUUUAGGAAAGAUAUAAUAAGACCUACUGCAAGCAGGGUAAUAAAUGGUCUUCAAUCUGAGAGUUCUGCAGUAAUUUAUUGUAAAAGGAAGAGAGAAAAAUUGUAUCUCUUUAAGAAAAAAAAAUAUUCCUAAAAAGUUUUUGUGACCUCUAUCUCAGGUGUGAUCACUUUAACUAUGUAGAUAUCAAUAUAACUGUGUCUUUAAAGCGUCAAACUAUUUUCUAUUAUCCUCUUCUCAAACAAAUGAUUGUAUGUAAAUUAAGUCAUACAUAUUUACUGCUCUUGUAACCAUUCCAUUAUUUUAUUAAAAGUAAUAAAUCUUGGGAGAUCUCUCUUGUGUA